AUAACCAUGAAAAUAUAUCUCCCUUUACAAUUCUCAUUUAGGUGGAGAGUAGAGAUCAUGGAAGAGGAUGCAAAUGAAGUUGAUGAAUUAAUCUCAAAGCUAGGUUGUCUCAAAAAUCGAAUCAGUGAUUUACCAGAGUUAAGUUUCAUAUCUAUAUAAUCUGCCCGACUUUCCCACUCGCUCCUCAACCAGCCGAUAGUACUUUAAAUGGCUGCCUCCUAACCUUUAUGUGUCACCUCCAAGAAUGUCACCUAUCUCAAGUGUCGCUUCGAGAAUCUUGCCAAGAUUCAAUGGGAUUGCCCUAACUACAAUGGAAACAAGACCAGGCAAGGAGGGGGCUAGAGCUACUGAGGAGAAGGCCGGUGGAAGCGGACAAGAAGGGAAAAGUGGUGGACGAAGAAGACGAGGUGCUGGAGAUUCUUAAUGAGAGCUUGAACUACUCUAUAUAUCUUUAGUUGCUUGAUAUGCCAUUAUCACAUGCAAAGUCAUGAGGGAAAAUAAGUAGACAUAAGGAUGGAAACAAAGAUUGAGUUGGAUU
Rubroshorea leprosula is the source of this 538-nucleotide messenger RNA. The record is from the annotation of a GenBank genome assembly. Lineage: Eukaryota; Viridiplantae; Streptophyta; Magnoliopsida; Malvales; Dipterocarpaceae.